Coccomyxa subellipsoidea C-169 is the source of this 3171-nucleotide messenger RNA. RefSeq lists its product as hypothetical. Bases 319 to 2301 code for a protein of 660 amino acids. NCBI's taxonomy places the organism in Eukaryota, Viridiplantae, Chlorophyta, Trebouxiophyceae, Coccomyxaceae. The record is from RefSeq and is a predicted model, not a curated record. The transcript is spliced from 12 exons.
CCCAGACGGAUGAGUACAUCUAGCAAUAUAAUAAAGAGGGUGACGCAUUUCAAGCUGCUGCUGCAACUUAGCGGGUCGGUCUUCCCCACGGAGGGACUCAUCGAAAUGUGCAACCUGUACCCACGUCAAGACUCGGGUUUUAAUCGGUAGCCGACGUGUAAGGUAGUUCUUCAGCUUUGAUCAUCAAGGACCAGGAAACAAACGUGCAAAGAUGCUGCCAGCUUGGGCUCGUUCAGGGAGCAGGGAGAGCAAGUAGGCAGGACACUACAGACAGUGAGGAGACUGCAACGCUAGCAAAGGGCGCGUACCAGGCGCCCCAUGCAGGCCAUGAACCCGUCACUAUCCUUCUCGUUGGAUGAGCGGACAGUGGCAGCGCUGCUGCAAGAGGACGAGUCAACCUUCAGCAUGCUGGGCUCGCUGCUGCCCUCGGCCGCCUCCGCCGCGCUUGCCGCCGCCGAGGCACAGCUGGGAGACCCCAGCGCGCUGCAGGCCGCCAACGCAGCCGCCAUGCACCACCUGCUGCAGCUGCACGCCGGCCAGGCGGGUGCGGCGCAGAACGCGGACUCGCGUCGGGAGUGGGCCAACGCAGUGUUAGAGGCGCUGCGCUCGCAGAGCAAGCUGCCGGGGCAGGCCUCGCUGCCGCCGCCGUCCCCGCAGCAGCCCAGCGCCGCGGAGGGCGCAUCAGCCGGCACCGGUGGCGGCGGCGGCGCGUCGGCCGGCGCCGGCCCAAGCGGUAGCAGCAGCGGCGGCCGCCCUCCGACGGGCCUGUCGAACAGCUUCGCUCACCUGUUCCCGCCGCAGCCGCCGCCAAACGGCGCCAAGGGCGGCCAGUCGAGCAUCUACCAGUCGCCCUUUGCCGCCCACCCCCGCUCCAACCCCGCGCAGGCCGGUGGCUCCAGGGACGGCGGCGGCGUCAGUGGCAUGCCCCCCCUGCCCUCCCCCUCCAGCAAGGGCGGAGACAGCCAUUCGGCACAGGUGCCAGCCUCGCCGGUGCCGAGGAGCCUGGGAGGGAAUGCGGCGCGCGCCAGAUCGACCAACGACUCAACCAUGAGUGGCCGGGACGACGCUGAGGCUCCGGCGUGCUUCUCUGGGGAGAGCAACGACAGCCACGCCGAGCACCAGGGGCGGCCGGUGGCGCAGGAUGCGGCGGAGCUUGACACAGAGGAGCUGCGGCUGCGGCGCAUCCAGGAGAAGAACCGACGCAACCAGCGCAAGUUCCGCGCCCGCCAACGGGCGAAGUUGGAGGAUUCGGAGGCGCAGGUGCGAGAGCUGAGCCGGCAGGUGAUGGCCCUGGAGCGCGCCAAGCUGGAGCUGGAGGUGCGCAACCGCCAGCUGGAAGCCUCCGCCCUCCGCGCCAAAGAAGCCGCACCCUCGCCCUCCCCGCAGGGGCAAGGGGAGGAGACCAAGGACGAUGCGCCGUACUUUGAGAGCCUGUCAAUGUUUGUGAGCAAAGUGCGCGGGGAGACCUUCACCUGGGAGCAGGCCCGCGACAUGACCUUCAAGGACAUUGCCAAGAACGUCGAGAUGUACCACAGCAUGCUGUCCAGGCUGUUUGAGCAGGGGGCCGAGGACCCCGACAGCCCAGCGCACGCCGAGUUGGUGGAGCUGCUCGCCCUCAAGAACGCGAGCGAGUUUCAGACGUGGAAGAGCCGGCCGCAGCUGAUCCACAUGCAGUACGCGAUGCUGAACGAGGCGAGCGGGGCAUCGGACGCGCCGCGGCUGGCCAAGUGGCAGUCGAUCGUGAUGGCGCUGCAGCUGAGCGAGGAGCAGAAGGAGCGGCUGCUGGCCGCACGCACCUACCUGCUCGCUCAGAUGAUGGAGAUCAUUCAGGAGCGCACCCUCAUCAUCUCCAUGCUCCAGGGGGCGGUGCCGUCGAUGGAGGAGGGGCGGCAGCAGAACGCUGGCUACCUCAACGCGAGUGCGGCGGCCGAGCGGCUGCAGCGCAACGUCAACCGCGAACACUUCCUCUGCACCGACUUCCUCCUCGCCUUUUGGCAGGUGGCGACGCCGCUGCAGCAGGCCAAGUGUGAGCUGCUGGCCUUCCCCUGGACGCCGGACGUGCUGGCCAUGUGCAACCUGCUGGCAGCCUCCGCCAGUGAGAUGGCGGAUGUCAAGCGCAGCUACGAGGCGCAGGCAAAGGGGGCCGCCCAUGCGGGGGCCUCCCACCAGACCUCCCCCUUCAACUGCCUCCUCAUGCCCGAGCUCGCCAGCCUGCAAGACGGAACUGUGCAGAUGGCAGAUGGGUCUGCUCCAGGGCUGGCAGAGGUGCUGGAUAUGAAGGCCUUUGGCAGCAACACAUGAUGAUAUUGCAUGAGGAAGAACGAAGCCUGGAAACGUUCUGCAGCUGUAGAUUUAAGGCAGGGAAAGCUGCUGCUCUUUUGGCAAGGGGCCUCUCAGGGAGCUUUUACCCUCGAGAGGAAUAUCCAUUUGACACACAUAAAUUGCCAGCGGGCCUCACGCUCUGCUGUUUUAUUUAUUUUCUUUUCACAAAAAAAGGUGACGCUGGCAACGGGAUGCAAGGAUCCUAAAUAUGAGGUGAGCGUUUGGGGUUUGCCCAAAGACAGGUGCACACUUCAAGGCGCUAUGCUUUUGGCACACGUGAAAUGUAUUGCUCUUAUGUUCUGGCAUAGAGAGGCGCAUGUACAAAGCAAAUGCAUGUAUGGGAGGUUUCUGCCAUCCGCAUUGUGCCUUUGCUGUUGUCCACCUCUGGGAGACGGCCUCAAAACUAAUUGAGCGGGACGCAUGUAGCUUUGAACACUUCACCAGAUGCAAUAGGUGCACAUGAGGAGGGGUGCAUUGACUCUGAGGAUCCUAAUGGUGCCUGCACUUCGCCAAGUCUCUUAGAAUAGCAGGCCUUCAAGCAGUGCAGUGCACAGGGCUUGCUGCAUAUGUGACAGGACUUCCUCUAGUUGAGAGGAAAGUGUCAUGCUUUGGCAGCUCUUCUUCCGUGCCUGGACUAGAUGCAAGUCUAUAGAUUUGAUGAACCCAAUUGAUUGCGGCAAUUGUGUGAACACAGGGAGUUACACAGGUGUAAUCAUAAAGGCGGGUUAAUGCUUGCUACCCACAGCUGUUGCAUAUCCUGCGUAUCUGGUUCAGCAGCAUCAUGGGAUUCUGAAGUUUGUGGUGAUGAUCUGGGGCGAAUGUGGGAAACUUUUGGAAACGUGGCACAAU